UAUUUUUAUGCUGAAUUAAUCCACACCAACUAACCACAACCGCGGUUCCCACUUCCAGAAUCCCCUCUUCUGUUCUUGGAUGGGUUUCCUUCAUCACCCUCUUCCCUGAAGCCACAUAACCCCAUGGCAAUGGCACUAGACGCAGCACUCUGGAUCGUGAAGAUGACAUGGAUUGCUCUCAGUGGCUGGAUUUCUUCUUGUUUAACUGUCGCUGACGAAUUCGCCUCUUCUCUACGCUCUGGCGAUAUUGGCCCCUUUCAUGUGGGUUGAUCCAUUUACGCUCUCUAUUUCCUCCAAGAUGGGUACUUUACUUACUGGGUAUGCAGCAAGUUUUGUAAUUUUCGAUCGCCCUUCAAAAUAGGCUUGAUUUGAUGUACUGGGUAUGAGUCAAAAUCUAUUUUUUUAUAGUCUGGCUUGUGUGUUUUGAGCUGGGGGGGAGCGGGUGGUUCUGGGUGUUGGAGGAGAAUGUGUUUGUUGUGAGAUUGAUUGGAUUUCCUUGAAUUGAGGAAUUGGGAGGUUGCUUGUUUAAGGUUGUUUGUUGUUGUAUAGCUUGUUCAUUGCUUCGUAGCACACUUUGUUUAGGGAUGAUAGAUGAAUUUGAAUGCUAACACAAUCGGUUGGUUCUCUGUUGUUAUUUGAUUAGGUCAUGGUAGAGUUAUAUCAGUUAAAUUGACUGCUUAGAUUCAUGA
Molecule: messenger RNA, 689 nt
Organism: Glycine soja
Lineage: Eukaryota; Viridiplantae; Streptophyta; Magnoliopsida; Fabales; Fabaceae
Exons: 1
Coding region: 124-270 (48 amino acids)
Source: RefSeq, a predicted model, not a curated record